Molecule: messenger RNA, 453 nt
Organism: Nerophis lumbriciformis (worm pipefish)
Lineage: Eukaryota; Metazoa; Chordata; Actinopteri; Syngnathiformes; Syngnathidae
Source: RefSeq, a predicted model, not a curated record
AUGCCGUCCGAUUUUGAUAAGGACGCCUAUCCGGAGCCUCCUCGACAGACUCCGGUCGUGGACAAAAAGACGGCUCUGCCAAACCCAGCUCUCAUUUUGUCUAAACUCUUCUACUACUCCGUGGACUUGCCUGUCACCACAUUUAGAGAGGUUGUUGAGAGCAUUCAGGCAAAAAACAAGUCUGUCUACUACCAUCAGAAGUUCCGCCGCGUUCCCGACCUGACGCAGUGCGAAUAUGGGGAUUACCUGUGUUACUACGAAGCAGAGAUGCAGUGGAGGAGAGACUACAAAGUGGAUCAGGAGAUCGUUAAGGUGAUCCAGGAGCGAUUGCGGGCCUGCCAGCAGAGAGAAGGGCACAGCUACAAGCAGAACUGUUCUAAGGAGAUUGAACAGUUUGAUGAGGUUUCCAAAAACUACACGUCACGCUGUAAGUUUUGCACGCCUUUAUGGUGA